AUCCUGAGAUUUACACAGAUAUAUAGACUGUGAUUAAAGCAUGAAGAUACCAGUGUGAAUAUAUUUUAGCACAAACAUUAAAGCGAGGUCUCUUGGGGCUGAGACGCUCAUAUAUUAAAAUACUAGUCAGGACAUUUUGUGUAGAAUAAAAUGAUUGUCAUGUUGUGUUGUGGUUUAGAAGGUAAACAUGGUUUCAUAUAUUAGUGGUGUAGUGUAUAACACUGAAGGAUGCUGUAGGCUUGUGUAGGCUCCUGUGAGCGUGUCAUAGAUGUUCCGGAACAGAAUGAGAGUUUGUCUCCAUUUACAUUUAAAUUGUUGCCAUUCGAAUUCAAUCACAGUGAGAGAACGUCAUCCAGCGAGCGAUUACUUAGUGAGAGACCUUUAAUAUUCACAAUUUACACAGAAUACUUUCUUUUCACACAACACACACCAAACUUUUCACACAACACACUUCAUUUUCACACAACACACACCAAACUUUUUACACACCGCACAUUAUUUUUAGAAAUAUUACUUUUCACACGAGGAACAUCACACCAUCAAGUUUGGAAAAUGUCCCAGCCUGAAGAAACAGUGCUCCAUGUCGCAUAUACACCUGUCUUUGAAGAUGUCCCUGUCAACAUCUGUCCCGUGUACUCCCCCGAGAACACGGCCAUGUACAACCCCAUGUACUACCCUGUAUACAACCCCGAGUUCAACCCUGAGUACACGGCCAUGUACUACCCCGUGUACAACCCGGAGUUCAACCCAGUGUACUACCCCAAGAUCAGCCCCGUGUACUUCCAAAUCCUGCCACCCGAAUUCUGCCCCCAACCCCCAACAGUGGAGACUGUUGGAGAAGAAUGCUUCCUCCCAUCUCCCCAGCAUCCUCAGAACCACCAGCAAAUUCUGCCCAAAAGGACGGGCACACUGAUUACAAAUCAGGACCCCAAUGACGGUGGGCAAGACGUUAUGAUCAAUGAGCUUCUGGGAGGAGCAGCCAUGUUUCGACCAGAGAACGUGUUUCCACCCGAGAACGUGUCUGUACCCCAACACGUGUCUCCCCCUAAAACUGAGUCUCCACCUGAAACCGCAUCUUCCCCUGAAACUGAAUCUCCUCCUGAAACGGCGUCUCCCCCUGAAAUGGCGUCUCCCCCUGAGAACAUGUCUCAUCCAGAACCUGUGCAGACAGAUACUGCAAACACAACGUCCCAGCCUGAAGAAACAGUGCUCCAUGUGCCUGUCGCAUAUACACCUGUCUUUGAAGAUGUCCCUGUCAACAUCCGUCCCGUGUACUCCCCCGAGUACAACCCUGUGUACAACCCUGUGUACUAUCAAAUCCUGCCACCCGAAUUCUGCCCCCAACCCCCAACAGUGGAGACUGUUGGAGAACAAUGCUUCCUCCCAUCUCCCCAGCAUCCUCAGAACCACCAGCAAAUUCUGCCCAAAAGGACGGGCACACUGAUUACAAAUCAGGACCCCAAUGGCGGUGGGCGAGACGUUAUGAUCAACGGGCCUCUGGGAGGAGCAGCCAGGUAUCGACCAGAGAACGUGUUUCCACACAAACACAAACCCACCUACGACACACCAAACACAAAGGGAGUUGAACUGUUCAUUAGAGGUUUGGACUCCAUUGAUGAGCAGCGCCUCUAUAAGGAGUUCCGCCCUUUUGGGAAUAUCAUCAGAAUUAAGCUUAUAAAGGCAAAAGGGUACGGAUACAUCAAAUAUUUCUCUGAAGCUGAAGCCAGAACGGCUAUCAGGGAGAUGAACGGGAAGAUUGUGGGAGCGGACCGGCUGAACGUUACUCUGAACAAAACAAAAACAGAACGAGCAGAGGAGAAGAUGAGACGUGACUGGAACAGAAGCAAGUGGCAGAAUCAUAACAAAGGCUCGAAGUUGUUCUGGAAAUGGACAUAAAGAACAAUAAUAAGAAUAAAUAAAGGUACAUCUUCUAAAUGUCA
Tachysurus fulvidraco (yellow catfish) is the source of this 1940-nucleotide messenger RNA. Its product is annotated as proline-rich extensin-like protein EPR1. Lineage: Eukaryota; Metazoa; Chordata; Actinopteri; Siluriformes; Bagridae. Gene Ontology annotation, molecular function: mRNA binding; U1 snRNA binding. Gene Ontology annotation, biological process: mRNA splicing, via spliceosome. Bases 553 to 1896 code for a protein of 447 amino acids. The transcript is spliced from 7 exons. The record is from RefSeq and is a predicted model, not a curated record. Gene Ontology annotation, cellular component: U1 snRNP; U2-type prespliceosome; precatalytic spliceosome.